AUGGACAUUCAGACAGAGGUGCGUGUGGUCCUGAAGGCACUUGGCUUCAUUUGCCUGGUGGCAGUGGGCGUCCCCGCAAACCUGAGCAUACUUUUCCUCUUCUGCCGCCUGCGACUCUCCCGUGGCCGUCUGCCUCCCAAUGAUUUCAUCCUUGGCAACCUCGCCAUCGUCAACUUGGCAGUUUUACUGUGCCGUGGCAUUCCCCAGACCCUAGUUGCUCUUGGCCUGAAACGUUUCAUUGAUGACCACGGUUGCAAGGUGGUCAUUUUUGGUUAUCGUAUGGGUCGUGCUAUGUCUAUCUGUGUGACGGCUCUAUUGGGCUGCUACCAGAGCGUGAGCAUAGCUCCUUCCACACCUCCCUGGAAUGCCCUCAAGCGCUGGCUUCCUGCCCACCUGCCCCAUGCCAUCAUCCUCCUUUAUGCCCUCAACAUUUUUGACUCGUAUGGUGCCAUAAGCUACCCACAGGCACCACCUUCCAAUGGCUCCAUCCCAGAGUACACACUAAACCUUGAGUUCUGCAUUGUUGUUUACCCAAGCCCCCUAACCUAUGUGGUCAACGGGGUAAUAUUAACUUUCCGGGAUGUGUUCUUUGUGGCUGUGAUGGUGGUGGCAGCAGUCUACAUGCUGUUGGUCCUGUACCGGCAUCGACAGCAAGUGAAGGGACUGCAGGGGGCCAGUCAGGCAUCAGCAAGUGCCUCCCAGGCCGUACUGCUACUGGUGUGUACAUACGUAGUACUCUUUGGUUUGGAGAAUGCACUAUGGGGCUACUCUCUCACCGUCUCCAGGGUCAAGCCUGCCAUCACCGAUGCACGUGUUUUUUUUGCCUCCUGUUACUCUGCCCUGUGCCCUGUCCUCAUCAUUGCCAGUAACCGGAGGCUGGCAGAAAACUUCCAGUGCUCUGCAUGUGACAAGACUGCAGCAGAGGACACUUCUACAGCAGGACAAUUUAACAUUUCUCAUGCAACUGCCUAA
Scleropages formosus (Asian bonytongue) is the source of this 972-nucleotide messenger RNA. RefSeq names its product olfactory receptor class A-like protein 1. Gene Ontology annotation, biological process: G protein-coupled receptor signaling pathway. The coding region runs from base 1 to 972 and encodes 323 amino acids. NCBI's taxonomy places the organism in Eukaryota, Metazoa, Chordata, Actinopteri, Osteoglossiformes, Osteoglossidae. The record is from RefSeq and is a predicted model, not a curated record. The transcript has a single exon. Gene Ontology annotation, cellular component: membrane. Gene Ontology annotation, molecular function: pheromone receptor activity.